AUGAAAUCUGGAUGCUUAGUAGGGAGACAGUUUCGUAAAAGAAUAUGUCCUGAAACAAAGACAUCUCAGUUUAGCGAUAGAACAAAUGAGGUAUUCGAAAUGAAUCAAAUGGGUUCGGACAUAUGUGGAAAUAAACCACGCCGAAAUCCUCUCCUAGGCAUCAAUGACCCUAUGUGGAAAAAGCAAACGCGGGCAUUCACAAUGCAGGCUGAACAAGGAAUAUGGGAUAUUGGUGCUCCAGAACCAUCCAUGGUUAAGAAGCCACUUGAGAAAUCACGAUUUCAAGAGCGAUAUAAGAACCGUGUAUAUCCAUUUCAUAUCGAUUAUUCCGGUUCGUCUGAAUUGAAGGUAUCUUGGCACAAUGAUAUUGAACAAUGCCCAAUUAUUGAACUAAUGAAAGAUACGGUUGAUGCUCAAAUAGACAGCGAUCACUGGUCAAAUAUUGGCAUUUUAGUUUUUAAGGACCUUUUAAAACACAUGCCUCCCGCUAAGUUGGCGACAGCACUGCCUGGGUUUUCUUUAGAGUUCAGAAAAGCAAUGCGUCGAAAUAAUGAAGCAACUACCCGUCGAUUACUAUUGAUGCUCAGAGAGUUGGCCUUGGUGACAACAAGUCUUGGACCGGAAUUGGCCUGCUAUGCAUUUGACCUAUUUAACCACAGCCAACAAUGGCUGCAUUUCAAAAAGAGUGAAGUCGGAGAUUACAUCUUCUUUGGGCGUCCCACAUUCAAUGAAUUAUACGAUGAGCUGCAUACCAUGUUUGAAGUAAUUUCUGGACCCGAGAAGGAUCAAGCGGUUGCUGGUAUGAAACUCGCCAAUCCCAUUUACCAAAUGCCCUCAAGGUCGUUUGAAGCCCAAAAGUGA
Rodentolepis nana is the source of this 861-nucleotide messenger RNA. Lineage: Eukaryota; Metazoa; Platyhelminthes; Cestoda; Cyclophyllidea; Hymenolepididae. The record is from the annotation of a GenBank genome assembly.